Molecule: messenger RNA, 1017 nt
Organism: Hibiscus syriacus
Lineage: Eukaryota; Viridiplantae; Streptophyta; Magnoliopsida; Malvales; Malvaceae
Biological process (GO): regulation of DNA-templated transcription
Cellular component (GO): histone deacetylase complex
Molecular function (GO): protein binding; transcription coregulator activity
Source: RefSeq, a predicted model, not a curated record
GUUUUAUCAUUAACUCUGGGUUUUUUUUGCCGAGUUUGACCCACCCUAUUGAGUCACUGUGUUGGGACUUCUUUCUGUUGUUGGAGAAACUAAUGUUGGAGGCAAUGGAGAGUUCCGUAAACGGCUGAUUUUCUCAGUUACAGAGUUGCGGUGACAGUGGCGAAGAAGAGUUCUCGGUGUUGCCACGUCAUACCAAAGUGGUUGUUACCGGGAAUAACCGUACUAAAUCGGUUCUCGUUGGUCUUCACGGCGUGGUCAAGAAGGCUGUCGGACUUGGCGGGUGGCAUUGGCUGGUUCUUACUAAUGGCAUAGAAGUGAAACUACAAAGAAAUGCACUCAGCGUAAUUGAAGCACCUACUGGUAAUGAAGUAUAUGUUGAUCCACUAUCAAAAUCGCUUCAAGAGAAAGAGAAUCCAUUAUUAGAUGGUGAAAAUGCUGUUCUAGUGCAACACCAAGUCAAAGUGGUAAUGGGACCGAUGGUGAUGCCAAUUGAUGACGAUGAUAGACAGAGUGCUGAUAGAGCUGAAUUUAGAUCUUCUGAUCGGUAUGGAGAAGAAUAUGUUUAUACCUGUAGUGGACAUUUCCAUCAUAGGUCAGAAUUCGAAGGAAAUAUGUCUGUUGCAUCUAGUAGAGAAAGAAGUGAACCAAGAGCUCGAUCAAAAGGAAAAGGGAAAGACACAAAAAAACAUACUUCUGAAGGUUCUUCUUCCGAUAGAAGAUCGACUUCUAGUAACCCUGAGUAUAACAAUUCAUCUACUGGCACUCAUGGUUUUUAUCCACAGGGACAAUCUUCAUAUUUUCAACCUUCACAUGGUUUUUAUCCACCAUUUCCUAAUUAUGGUGUGGAUGUUAUCCCCAAUCCAUCAAAUGAGCAACCAGUCGAUGCUCUUCAGAGGCAUUUCGUGUCACAGCAAAUGGAUGAGCUGCAGGUCAUUGUGGGAUUUGUUCAGGCUGCAAAGAGAUUGUAGACUGUUUGCAAAUGACCCGGAUAAGAAUGUCGAGUUCGGCUGUCGACGC